UUUUAUUCUCCUUUUUUAACCUGGUAUAACGGGUAUUUUUUUUUUUAACUUGCUGAUUGACAAUAUUUGCAUGUUGUCUGAAUGUUGUCGUAUCCUUUUUAUACUCGUUCGCGAAGUGAAGAGAUUUUAUUGAAUGUUGUUUUUCGUAGUCAGAUUAGAUGUGCGAGCAGAUUUGCAAGCACUCAACCAGUUGAUCCACGCAUACAAGCCCACACCCGCACCGCGCACCAGCAGCUGCAAUAGCAGACAACACCGCAAGAUGCAGCAGCCCGGCAGCAGUUACUAUACGCAAACAGAAAGCGAAUUGCUGCAGCUGGAGGCUGGAGGUGGAGCGCCCUAUCCACAGCAGCAGCAGCAGCAGCAGCAGCAACAGCUAGCUGCUAGCGGCAGCACUAGCAACCACUCAACCACUUCAACGGUCAACAAUUUGGAUGCCCCAUCGACGGCUAGUAGCAGCGGGACGCCUUCGCAUUUUGUGUCGCCGCUGCAGCGACGCCACUGCCAGCCGCCCAAUCAUUUGCCACUGAACUCGGUAGUUGCCACGCCGCUGCGCACCGCCAGCUACAAAACGGCUGCAACCGCCAGUGUCUAUCAUCAUAGCCACCAUCAGCAGCUGGACUUUCAGCGCAAUUCACAGUCGGACGAUGACAGCGGCUGUGCUCUGGAGGAGUACACCUGGGUGCCGCCGGGUCUGCGACCCGAUCAGGUUCGUUUGUACUUCAGCCAACUGCCGGACGACAAAGUGCCCUACGUCAACAGUCCGGGAGAAAAGUAUCGCGUGAAGCAAUUGCUGCACCAGCUGCCGCCCCAAGAUAACGAAGUGCGCUAUUGCCACUCGCUGAGCGACGAGGAGCGCAAGGAGCUGCGCAUAUUUUCGGCGCAGCGCAAGCGGGAGGCACUCGGACGUGGAGCUGUGCGGCUGUUGUCCGAUGAAAGGCCCUGCAAGGGGUGCGAUGAACAACUCUCCGGCGGUGACAUUGUGGUCUUUGCCCAGCGCUUGGGCGCCCAAUUGUGCUGGCAUCCCGGCUGCUUUGUGUGCAGUGUAUGCAAGGAGCUGCUCAUGGACUUGAUAUACUUUCAGCGCGAUGGCAAUCUCUACUGUGGCCGACAUCAUGCCGAAACCCAGAAGCCGCGUUGCUCCGCUUGCGAUGAGAUCAUCUUCUCGGAUGAGUGCACGGAGGCCGAGGGUCGCACCUGGCACAUGAAACACUUCGCCUGCCAGGAGUGCGAGCACCAGUUGGGCGGCCAGCGUUAUAUAAUGCGUGAGGGCAAGCCAUAUUGCUUGGGCUGCUUUGACACCAUGUUCGCCGAGUACUGUGACUACUGCGGCGAGGUCAUUGGUGUAGAUCAGGGCCAGAUGAGCCACGACGGGCAGCACUGGCAUGCGACGGAUCAGUGCUUCUCGUGUUGCACGUGCCGCUGCUCGCUGCUGGGUCGUCCGUUUCUGCCACGCCGUGGCACCAUUUACUGUUCGAUAGCGUGCAGCAAGGGCGAGCCACCAACGCCAUCGGACACGAGCUCCGGUCCACAGCUACGGCCGACGCAUCGCGCCUCCACUUCCAGUCAAAUUGCGCGCUCGCCGCGACGCACAGCUGAUUCGGCGGGGCGUGGAAAGGCUGGUGUGGGCAAUGGACAUGGUCAUGGUGGCAAGACUGCGGGCAGCGCAGGGGAUUUACUAGAGCGGCAGGAGCGCAAGCGCAUGGAGGCUGCGGGCGUAGCCGAUCUGCUGCUGGGUGGCUGUGUGCCUGGCAUGCCACGACCCGCCCAUCCGCCGCCCAUAGAUCUUACGGAGCUGGGCAUCAGCCUGGACAAUAUCUGCGCAGGCGACAAGUCUAUUUUUGGAGACACACAGCUGACGUCUUCCAUGCCAGACAUGCUGCUGUCCAAAGCAGAAGAUUCGCAUAGCUAUCAAAGCAUAGACAAGAUCAAUUUGAACUCGCCUAGCAACUCGGACAUGACGCAAAGUACCCAGGAGCUGGGCAACGAGCUAGAGCUGGACAACGAAUCAGUGCGCGAGCUGGAACUGCCACAUGAUGGCUACGAACAACUCUUCGCUGCCAAACAGAACGAGAAGGAGGAGCAACAGCAGCUGGACAAUCGGCCGCCGCUAAAGGAGGUUCGCUUCCACAGCGUGCAGGACACGAUGUCCCGGUCGAAGAGCUACACGGACAACUCGAAUGCGAGACGUCGGCGCCGACGACGCAAUCAAUCGCGCAGUUCCUCUGAGAUGCAGAUCAAUCAAACGAAUCUGCGACUGCACAAUGCCCAAACACAAGCUGGCGGCGGUGCUUUGAAUCUGCUUAACAAUCUGGACAAUUGCGACGUGGCCAGCAUUUGUUCCACUUGCUCCUCGAGCUCUUCCAGCGAUAUGGAUGACUACGUCUAUCGGCUGCCGGCCCGCAAGCAUUAUGGCGGCGUGCGUGUUGCCUAUGUGCCCAACGAUGCGCUGGCCUACGAGCGCAAGAAGAAGCUUGCCCAGUCGGGCGAUAACAAUGGGCAGCUGGGCAACUCGGCCGGCAGCUGUUUGGGCGCCCAAUCAACAAUGCCAGCAAUCAUGCACGAGAGCAAGAAUUGCACAAUAUCAUGACCACCUCCAAUGCUGCCGCCGCCGCCGCUGAAUCUCAGCAGCUAUUACAUCCUGGACACCAUACUCGAGGAGCAGAGCCUCAGCCUGCUGCCCGAAAAGAAGCCGGGCUGCCUGAGGCGUGUCUGGAACUUUUUCGGGCUGGGCAAAUCGCGUCCAGGCAAUGCACAGCGUCUAUAUAGCGUCUAAAACUGGCUGGCAAUUGUGUAAAUAGACAUAUCGAUAAAUACUAUAUAUAUAUAUAUACAUAUACAGAC
Drosophila hydei is the source of this 2841-nucleotide messenger RNA. Its product is annotated as protein espinas-like. Bases 134 to 2587 code for a protein of 817 amino acids. The record is from RefSeq and is a predicted model, not a curated record. The transcript has 7 exons. Gene Ontology annotation, molecular function: zinc ion binding. Lineage: Eukaryota; Metazoa; Arthropoda; Insecta; Diptera; Drosophilidae.